AUGUCGAGCGACAGAUUUGACCAGAUUUGGCGGUACCUCCACCUGAGCGACAACACAGCUCCACCGUCCAAUCCACCAGACAAGCUUAGGAAAUUUGGCGCAGUCUACGAGCUGAGUGGAAUUGCCAGUGUUGAUGAGUCCAUGGUCAAGUUCAAGGGAUGUCUUGGAUUCCGCCAGUACAUGCCGGCAAAACCCACGAAAUGGGGCAUCAAGGUGUGGGCUACCUCCACAGAUUCAGCGUCUACACGGAAAGGAGAUGGAGUGGGGACACAGGAGGACAGACGGAAGUGGCUGGCGUACAACAUCAUCAUGGACCUCGUAAGGCCUUAUUUUGCCACCACAGAUUUACAAGUCUUCAUGGACAAUUUCUAUUCAAGUUGUUCCCUCAUGGAGGACCUGGUGGGCAAGGAAAUACAGGCAGCCGGCACCAUCCGAGCGAACAGGAAAGGCCUGCCCACUGAAAUGCUGUCCAGAGCCCUCCAGUUGCAGAAGCAUCAGUACAGAGUGGGGCAAUUAAGCGACCUGACCUUCUGCAACUGGAUGGACACCAAGAAUGUUCUUGUUCUCUCCAACUUCCAUUCGCCGAUGGACACCGGUACUGUAAUGCGACGAAGUGGAAAUCCGAACCAGAGGGCCGUCACUGUACCGAGAUGCCCUUCUGACUACCAGCGGCACAUGAAAGGCGUUGAUCAAAUGGAUCAAAUAGUUGGAUACUACAUCAUCAACCACAUGCUGCUCACAGCAGACCAGAUCAAGAAGUUGUGUAACUACUACACUAGGGCCAUCCGGCCUAAUGCAACAGCUGAGGACAUGAGGACGGCCAUUCUUGCCUUAUGA
Molecule: messenger RNA, 837 nt
Organism: Aplysia californica (California sea hare)
Lineage: Eukaryota; Metazoa; Mollusca; Gastropoda; Aplysiida; Aplysiidae
Product: piggyBac transposable element-derived protein 4
Exons: 5
Coding region: 1-837 (278 amino acids)
Source: RefSeq, a predicted model, not a curated record